Molecule: messenger RNA, 792 nt
Organism: Emiliania huxleyi CCMP1516
Lineage: Eukaryota; Haptophyta; Isochrysidales; Noelaerhabdaceae
Exons: 4
Coding region: 1-792 (263 amino acids)
Source: RefSeq, a predicted model, not a curated record
AUGUGCAUUGCGGAUGACGAGGCGGCCGAGCGUAACUUCAAUGCCUUCUGUUUCUGGAGGCAACCACUCCUGGAGCUCAAGGAGACGGAGGAGGCGACUCCUCGGUUGUCUCAACGACCACACCACCAGCAGCUGGGCCCGGGAGAGGCGUCGAUGCAGGGAUCGCGCUCUCAGCGGCUGCCGCCUGCGACUGAGGAAACGGUGCGCGAAUGCCUGAGAGGCCAUCCGGAAGAGAGCGCUGCAGCACCGCUUGGAGGGGAGCGGGCAGCGGCCGAGCAGCCACCGCGAGUGAGGCCGCCCUUGGAAGUCGAGGUUCCGCUUGACGAGCAGACGGCGGGCCUGCUCGCUGGCGGUGCGGGCGAGAGGCUCCUCGGCUUGCUGGGCCGCCUCUCCAGCCAUCUGGGGCACAAUUCACGCUUCUCGCGCGCGGCGGAGGCGCUCCAGUCGGACGUGCAAGCGCUACGAACAGAGUCGGCCGGACCAGAGCGGCAAGGCUUGGAGAAUAGUGCUAGAGAGGUGCAGCGGGGUGGCGUGGAGGUGCUGGGGUUCUCCGAUGCCGCGUCGCCAAGCGGUGGCGCAGCAGGCGGUCCGACACCGGCUGCGCUGGAGGCGCAGUUUGCACCCGCGGUGCAGCAGUGUUUGCCGACGCCUGCGUCGCCGGCGGCCGUGCAGCGGCUGCUUGCGUCGCAGGCACUGUCCGAUGCGGUGCUGCAAAUGCCGUGCUCGCACCUUUUUCACCUCGAGUGCCUGACGCAGUGGCUGGGCACGCGCAACUCGUGCCCGAGCGGUUAA